This is a messenger RNA of Paramecium octaurelia, 365 nucleotides long. The record is from the annotation of a GenBank genome assembly. Lineage: Eukaryota; Ciliophora; Oligohymenophorea; Peniculida; Parameciidae.
AUGUUAAAUGAAUAAGGGCAAAUUUCAAUGAUUCAUUUGAUGAUUGCUUUUAGGUAUUUUAAUUACAAAGCAAUUAAGGGAACUCACUCUAAAGGUAACAUAUUUAAAUUAUUCGCUGCUAAGAGCGAAAGAAAAAUAGGGUUGUCAUCCAUCCUCAAUCAUAGGGGUAAACUAUUAAUAAUUCAUACUUAAUAGGGAGAUAUUAUUAAACUUCAGGCAUUUUAAAUGAGGAAAAAUAAUUAAAAAAAAAUAGCCAGUUAUUUUUUCAUACUAACUGCUUGAAUUAAAACUUAUUGCUCUAAUCAAUCUAAAUCUAGUUUGAUAACUAUGGCUUUAGAAUAGUGGGUAACUACUGUUUAAUUUGA